Molecule: messenger RNA, 1509 nt
Organism: Nicotiana attenuata
Lineage: Eukaryota; Viridiplantae; Streptophyta; Magnoliopsida; Solanales; Solanaceae
Exons: 4
Coding region: 326-1213 (295 amino acids)
Source: RefSeq, a predicted model, not a curated record
GUGAAGUAACAGAAAGCGCAGUUACAGUGGGGCAACAGUCCAAAAUUAUGCAUGUUUCUGGCUCUUUGGAGCGUUUUCUAAUAAUAAUGCUACCAAGUAAUGAUUUCAAAGAGCAUAUUUGUUUUUCUGCAUAAACAAGUAUUCUGCAAAAUCUACUCUCCAAAUAUUCACUAGUAUAUACUAUAUUUAAAAAGUUUUCAAAUCUUCUAUUAGUAGUUCGUAUAAAUCCCUCACUGGUUCCCAAUAAUACUAGCACUGAUCUGUGAGACUCUGACCAUCUUAACUACUACCCUCUGAUUAAAGAUCCGAAGAGAAAAGAUAGAAUAUGGUAUCUGAAGGAAAUGCAGAUAGAAAAUGGAGUGAGAAGAAAACGGAAAAAGAAGAUGGUUUGAGGACAGUGGAAUGUCUAAGAGGAAGAUUACUUGCAGAGAGGGUUGCUUCAAGAAAAGCAAAAGAGGAUACUGAGCUUAUUGGAAACAAGUUGACUAAGCUGGAGAAUAAGUUGAGAGAAGAGACUAGAUCAAGAAACAAAGCUGAGAAGAAGCUCAAUUUUGUUAUGAAGAAGCUCGAGUCAUUGAAUAUAUCUUAUGUUUCAGAUGAAUCAGAGCACUCUAGCUUGUUUGAGAGAAGUGAAAUUUCAUCUGUAACAUCCACAAGUGUUAGCAGCACCAAACUCUCUGAAGAUAAAGAGCAAAAUUCUCAAUUUACAGGUUCUAUGGUCAGUGAGUUUGUAGAGUCAAUUGGUAGUAGAAAAUGUAGCUCUGAAUAUCUUGAGGAUCAUUCUCCAGAGCUCAUAUCCCAAAAAUGUGAGAAACAGGAGCCAAUUGAGAAGGAGAUAUCUCAAGAAAACUCAAUCAACUUAGAGCAAAAUGUCACACAAAUGGCUAUUUUUAGCAAAGAAAAUGACAGUCAUUCUAAGGGUGAACAAGAUCUUGGAAAAUCAAGAGAGCUUCAAAUCUCAAAUUCAGAUGUCAAUAGCUCAAAAUCUUCACUCAAAGAGCAACGGAAAAUUGGAGAAGAUGAAACAGAUCAGCAAGAGGAGAACGUUGAUAACUCUUUGGCAUUAGUUCCUAUAGAUUUGCCAAAGCCAAAGGAAACCAUUGAUCCAGUUGUUCUUGACACUACUGUGAGAGAAGUUCUUGAUGCACUAAGGCAUGCUAAAGAGAAACUUCAAACUCAGAUGGAGAGAAGAAGUAUGAUUAAAGUUGGCUAAUUUAUAUGACAGUUCAUUUAUGGCUUAAUUAGUAGAUGCCUAGUUGACAUUAGAAUUCUAAUUAUGCCCCAUUUUACCACAUUGGAGUAACAUUCUACUUGUUAAGCAUGCAUGUAUGUUAAUCAAGAUUUGAGGUGGUUGAGGUUUAUUGUAGAGAUGGAUAUAUAGUACUAUAGAUAACGAAGCAUCAAGCCUGAUGAUAUCAUAUUAUGUAUGGUUAACAGUCCUGUAUCACUCUUCGUCGAAAAACUAUAUUGUGUAUGGAUAAAAUAUUACUUUAUUGAUAAAAAAAAAUA